UUUCAAGCUUUUAUUCAUAAAUUUGACUUAAAUUUAUCGCAAUUUGUAUUUUAAUUAUUUUUAUUAAAAAUCUUGUAAAAUAUUUAAUCAUUAAUGUAUCAUAAUCUGUAUAAUCUUUUAAAAUCAUGACCUUUCUUCAAUUUUUUUCACUUUUAUUUCUUCAUUAUCACAUUAUAGAACACUUUAACCUAAAUAUAAACUAAUUUACUCGUUUUUAUCACAAUGAGUUCUGAUUCUGAUCCAGAAUUAGAGUUAGAGAAAUAUAAAUCUCGCUUAAUGUCAUCAAUUAACCGUAAAAUGGCUGUAACUGUCGAAGAAGAUGAUGAUAAAGAUGACGAUACACCAACUUUUGAGGAUUUAGGUGUUUGUGUUGAACUUUGCAGAGCUUGUAAGGAACUUGGCUGGAAAAGGCCCACUAAAAUCCAAAUCGAGGCAAUACCAAUUGCUUUAUCUGGCAAGGAUAUAAUUGGUUUAGCUGAAACCGGUUCUGGGAAAACUGCAGCUUUCACAAUCCCUAUUUUACAGAAAUUACUCGAGAAACCACAACGUUUAUUUUCUCUAAUUCUUGCUCCAACUAGAGAACUAUCUCUACAAAUCAAGGAACAGUUAAUAUCUCUAGGCUCUGAAAUAGGAUUAGAUGUUUGUUUAAUCCUUGGUGGACUUGAUAUGGUAUCACAGGCUCUACAGUUGAGUAAGAAACCUCACAUUAUAGUCGGUUCUCCUGGUAGAAUCGCUGAUCAUUUGCAAAACACCAAGGGAUUUUCCCUAGAAACUAUCAAGUAUUUGGUCCUUGAUGAAGCUGAUAAACUACUUUCAACUGAUUUCGACGACUCUUUAAACAAAAUCAUAACUAGUCUACCCAAAGAUAAAGUUACAUACCUCUACAGUGCGACUAUGACUAGUAAGAUUACAAAGUUGCAAAAAGUAACCCUAAUGAAGCCAAUCCAAAUAAAUGUCAACACCAAAUACCACACCAGCGAACAUUUAAUCCAAAAGUAUCUACUCAUUCCCUUGAAAUUUAAAUACACAUACCUGGCGUGUAUUUUAUGGAAAUAUUCAACCAGUACAAUUAUGGUUUUUUGUAACACUUGCCUUACUUCUCAAAAAGUUACUCUUUUCCUUCAGAACCUAUCUUUUAAAUCUGUCUGUUUGCACGGCAAGUUAAGCCAGAUUCAAAGAUUAAACUCUCUAAAUUCAUUCAAAACAGGCUUAUUUAACAUAUUAGUUGUUACUGAUGUUGGUAGUCGUGGAUUAGAUAUCCCUUUUGUCGAUCUUGUGAUUAACUUUGACGUUCCAAACACCAGCAAAGACUAUAUUCACCGUGUUGGCAGAACUGCCAGGGCUGGUAAAUCUGGCAUAUCCCUAACCCUAAUAACUCAGUACGAUAUCGAGUCAUUUCAAAGAACUGAAUAUGCUCUAAACAAAAAACUCGAAGAAUACAAGGAUAUUUCCGAGGAGGAGGUGUACAAUAAAUAUGACGAGUGCUGUAACAGCUUGAGGAACGCUGAAAUGGACUACAAAAACAAGUUCCAGCUGAUCAAAACUAACAAAAAGAACAAACAAUACAACAAAUCUAAGUUUAAACUAUUGCGUUAA
This is a messenger RNA of Theileria parva strain Muguga, 1596 nucleotides long. RefSeq names its product putative ATP-dependent RNA helicase DDX47 (gene Ddx47). Bases 223 to 1596 code for a protein of 457 amino acids. The record is from RefSeq and is a predicted model, not a curated record. NCBI's taxonomy places the organism in Eukaryota, Apicomplexa, Aconoidasida, Piroplasmida, Theileriidae. Gene Ontology annotation, molecular function: nucleic acid binding; ATP binding; RNA helicase activity. The transcript has 8 exons.